Molecule: messenger RNA, 1012 nt
Organism: Juglans microcarpa x Juglans regia
Lineage: Eukaryota; Viridiplantae; Streptophyta; Magnoliopsida; Fagales; Juglandaceae
Product: MADS-box protein CMB1-like
Exons: 7
Coding region: 91-543 (150 amino acids)
Biological process (GO): positive regulation of transcription by RNA polymerase II
Cellular component (GO): nucleus
Molecular function (GO): RNA polymerase II cis-regulatory region sequence-specific DNA binding; protein dimerization activity; DNA-binding transcription factor activity, RNA polymerase II-specific
Source: RefSeq, a predicted model, not a curated record
UACUCUUUAACAAAGUUUGCUCAUCCUUUAACUAGGACUGGAAAAGGCGUGUGUUCAAGAGAGAAAAAAAAGAAAAAAAAAAGGAGAUAGAUGGGGAGGGGAAGAGUUGAGCUUAAGAGAAUAGAGAACAAAAUCAAUAGGCAGGUGACUUUUGCUAAGAGAAGAAAUGGGCUGCUCAAGAAGGCCUAUGAGCUUUCAGUUCUCUGUGAAGCCGAGGUUGCUCUCAUCAUUUUCUCCAACCGUGGAAAGCUCUAUGAGUUCUGUAGCAGCUCCAAUAUUAUGAAAACACUUGAAAGGUACCAAAAUUGCAGUAAUAGUGCAUUGGAAGCCAGCCAACUAGUCAAUGAGACACAGAGCAGCUACCAGGAAUAUUUGAGGCUAAAAGCAAAAGUUGAGGUCCUGCAGAGAUCUCAGAGAAAUCUCCUUGGAGAAGACUUGGGCCCAUUAAAUACCACGGAGCUGGAUCAACUUGAGCAUCUACUAGAGAUAUCAUUGAAGCAAAUUAGAUCAACAAAGUACUUUAGUGUCUUAGGGAUUUUCUAACUGGUUAUUACAUGAUGAUUUCCAGACUCAAAUUUUGCUUGAUCAGCUUGCUGAUCUUCAAAGUAGGGACCAAAUGCUGGUGCAAGCUCACAACGCAUUAAGGAGAGAGUUAGAAGAAAGUAAUGCACAAAUUCCAAUCCGACUAGCAUGGGAAGCCGGAGGAGCUCAGAGCAGUCAGUGCAGUCACCUUCCUCUUCAAUCUGAGGGGUCCUUUCAACCUUUGGAAGGCAGUUCCACACUGCAAAUUGGGUACCUGAUCCGACCCUAUUAAUAUGGAGUAAUCCUAUUCAUACUAUUAUUCAUUCUCUCCCUUAAUAUCAUAAUUAUCAUCACUGGUUGCAGAUACAAUUCAGUGGCUUCAGAGGAGAUGAUCAUGAAUGUUGGCAGCUCAGCUCAAAAUGUCAAUGGGUUCAUUAAUCUUGGGUGGAUGCUUUGAUAUAGAUAUUGUGGGCAAGCAUAUAAUAUAAUG